GCGGAGUUGCCCCCCUGCCCGCUCGCGCCUGUUGGCGGAGUUGCCCCCCCCCCAUCUCUGUUACAGUUAGCUGUGUAUUCUAGAAAGUCAGCCAGCCCUGAGCUAUAGAGACAGUAGCAUUGCCCCCCUCAAUGAUAGUGUCCCCGGAUCUGUAUCUCUAGGGCCACACUUCUGCCUGCAAGUGAGCAGCAUUGUUUAUACUCAGCCGUGCAGGUCCUUUCUGUGCUGUCUAUCAGCGCUGGUGCCUUGGCCUGUUGUAGUGGGUUAGCAGUUACUGUAGAGCGGUCUAUGGUAGGUGUCAGCAGUGUUGAUCUUCCCCCCCAUAUCAGCUGGAGAGCGGAGCUGCAGGCUUGGUUCCAGCUAAAGAGUGUGGCCUAAGGAGCCCAGUGGCCUGGAGUCUGCCAGAGGAUCAGCAGGCCCCAUCUGAAGAAGAAAAGGAGUGAGCAACGGUCCCAUCCUGUGGAAUAGAAAGCAUUGUUUGAACCCUGUUGCAGCAUUACAGCUCUGGUCUAUGGUAGCCGGGUGGCCUGAGCACCUCUGCUCCGGGCUAGAGCCUUGACUGUGUCCCAUGAGGACGGCACCAUGCAGCAGUCCCCGCAAAACUAUGACUUCUUCAGCGAGGAGAACAACGUUAAGUGGCGAGGACUCUUCUUCCCAGCCUUGAAGAAGGUCCUGCAACAAGUCCACCCCACACUGUCCGCUAAAGAGGACUCCUUGUACUACAUUGAAGAACUCAUCCUGCAGCUCCUUAAUAAGCUUUGUAUUGCCCAGCCAAGGACAGUUCAGGAUGUGGAGGAAAGAGUCCAAAAGACUUUUCCCCACCCGAUCGAUAAAUGGGCCAUAGCAGAUGCUCAAUCUGCCAUCGAAAAACGCAAGCGAAGGAACCCCCUGCUUCUGCCUGUUGAUAAAAUUCAUCCAUUGUUAAAGGAGGUGCUUGGAUACAAAGUGGAUUAUAACGUAUGUCUGUACAUUGUGGCCGUGUUGGAAUACAUUUCAGCUGAUAUUCUGAAGCUAGCUGGAAAUUAUGUCUUUAACAUCCGUCAUUAUGAGAUCUCUCAGCAGGACAUCAAAGUGUCCAUGUGCGCUGAUAAGGUCUUGAUGGAUAUGUUUGACCAAGACGAUGACAUUGGCGUUGUUGCAUUAUGUGACGAGGAGCCUUCCUCCACAGGAGAGCUGAACUACUACGAGUUGGUGCGGAAUGAAAUCGCUGGGGAGAGGCAGUAUUUGCGAGAGCUGAACCUCAUCAUCAAAGUCUUUCGGGAAGCUUUUCUGGAAAACAAAAAGUUGUUUACAUCCAAUGAAAUUGAGAUCAUCUUCAGUAAUAUCCUGGACAUCCAUGAACUUACAGUGAAGCUUCUGGGUUUGAUUGAGGAUACUGUGGAGAUGACCGAUGAGAGCAGCCCACAUCCUCUUGUUGGAAGCUGUUUUGAAGACUUGGCUGAGGAACAAGCCUUCGACCCGUAUGAAACCUUGUCCCAGGACAUCCUUACCACCCAUUUCCAGGAGCAUUUCAAUAACCUCAUGGCUAAACCUAAUGUUCCUCUGUAUUUUCAGUCAAUAUCUGACGGCUUUAAAGAAGCAGUGAGAUACAUCCUCCCUCGGCUCAUGCUGGUUCCUGUUUACCACUGUUUGCACUAUUUUGAAUUAUUGGAGCUGUUACAAGAACGCAGCGAGGACCAGGAGGACAGAGAAUGUUUAAAACAAGCCAUCACCGCUUUGCUUAAUCUCCGAUGUAGCAUGGAGCGCAUCUACAACAAGCACUCCCCACGACGACGCCCAGGAGAACACACUUGGCGUCUUUACAACCGUCAAAUGCGCAGCAAGCACUUGGCUAUCAAGAAGAUGAACGAGAUCCAGAAAAACAUUGAUGGCUGGGAAGGGAAAGAUAUUGGGCAGUGCUGUAACGAGUUCAUCAUGGAGGGUUCGUUGACGAGAGUUGGGGCCAAACACGAGAGACACAUUUUCCUGUUUGAUGGACUGAUGAUCAGUUGCAAGAUGAAUCAUGGCCAAUCUCGCAUCCCCGGUUACAACACAGCUGAGUACCGCCUGAAGGAAAAGUUCAUUAUGAGGAAGGUGCAAGUCGUAGAUCGGGAAGAUACGGGCGAGUAUAAACACGCCUUCGAGUUACUGUCCAAAGAUGAGAACUGCAUUAUCUUUGCCGCCAAAGCCGCAGAGGAAAAAAACAACUGGAUGGCGGCUCUGAUUACGUUGCAGUACCGCAGCACAUUGGACCGGAUGUUAGACUCUGUGCUACUCCAGGAAGAGAAUGAACAGCCGCUGCGUUUGCCAAGUCCAGACGUCUACCGCUUUGUGGAGGAGGAUUCAGAAGAGAACAUUGUAUUUGAGGACAAUGUGCAAAGUAGAGGCGGAAUCCCCAUCAUAAAGGGAGGGACUGUGGUGAAACUCAUCGAAAGGCUGACAUAUCACAUGUAUGCAGAUCCUAACUUUGUUCGCACUUUUCUGACAACAUAUCGCUCUUUUUGUAAGCCACAGGAGUUACUAAGUCUUCUCAUUGAAAGGUUUGAAAUCCCAGAUCCUGAACCCACAGAAGCAGACAGACUGGCAAUAGAGAAAGGAGAACAGCCAAUUAGCACCAACCUUAAGAGAUUUAGAAAAGAAUAUGUUCAGCCAGUGCAACUCAGGGUUUUAAAUGUAUUUCGGCAUUGGGUUGAACAUCAUUUCUAUGAUUUUGAAAGAGACGAAGAACUUCUAGAUCGAUUAGAAAUCUUUAUCUCCAGCGUUAAAGGUAAAUCCAUGAAGAAAUGGGUUGAGUCCAUUGCCAAGAUAAUCAGGAGGAAGAAGCAAGUACAGGCUAAUGGUGUCAGUCACAACAUCACAUUCGAGAGCCCCCCGCCUCCUAUUGAGUGGCACAUUAGCCGAGCCGGUCAGUUUGAGACAUUUGACUUGAUGACUCUGCACCCCAUAGAGAUCGCUCGCCAAUUGACCCUGAUCGAGUCUGACCUCUACAGGGCUGUGCAGCCGUCAGAACUUGUAGGAAGCGUUUGGACAAAAGAAGACAAGGAAAUAAAUUCCCCUAACUUGCUUAAGAUGAUUCGCCAUACUACGAACCUGACGCUUUGGUUUGAAAAGUGUCUCGUGGAAACGGAACAUUUUGAGGAACGAGUGGCUGUCUUCAGUCGAAUUAUUGAAAUCCUACAGGUGUUCCAAGACUUAAACAAUUUUAAUGGUGUUCUAGAGAUAGUGAGUGCAGUGAACUCUGUUCCCGUGUAUCGGCUGGAUCACACCUUUGAGGCAUUACAGGAAAGGAAGAGGAAAAUCUUGGAUGAAGCUGUGGAACUUAGUCAGGAUCACUUCAAAAAAUAUCUGGCAAAACUCAAGUCCAUCAACCCACCUUGUGUGCCUUUCUUUGGAAUAUAUUUAACCAAUAUACUGAAGACUGAAGAAGGUAACCCGGACUUCCUGAAGAGACAUGGCAAGGAGCUCAUCAAUUUCAGUAAGAGGCGGAAAGUGGCAGAAAUCACGGGAGAGAUUCAACAGUACCAGAACCAGCCUUACUGUUUACGGAUAGAAGCCGAUAUCCGGAGAUUCUUCGAGAAUUUGAACCCAAUGGGGAACACACCCGAGAAAGAUUUUACAGAUUAUUUAUUCAAUAAAUCUCUGGAGAUUGAACCCAGAGGCUGCAAACAGGCACCUAGAUUUCCACGGAAAACCACAUAUCCACUCAAGUCACCAGGAAUCCGACCGAUCAGCGGGAGACACUUGUCAUCCUCUGGCACGCUGCGCGGACACCCUAUGCCUCUGGAGCGCGAACCUUACAAGAUCAGCUUCAGCAGAAUUACUGAAUCCGAGCAUGAGUCAACAACCUCUCCACCCAUUUCCCCCAAUACCCCCUCUACUCCUCCUGUGUCUGGAAACUCUGAAGUCAGCGUCUUCUUAGACUUGGAUCUCAGCAGCUCCUUUGGCAGCAACAGCAUAUUUGCCCCAGUUCUUCUGCCGAAUUCCAAGUCCUUCUUCAGUUCUUGCAAUAGCCUGCACAGGUUAGUUGAUGAUCAUCUGCUUCCUCCUCCAUUACCUCCACGGAAGAAGUUUGAUCCGGACUCCAUUAGCUUGGCAAGCUACAGAGGAGAUGAGGACCCACCUGCCAUUCCACCAAGAUUGCCUCCACCUCCAAAGAUUCAGCCAAGAAUUCCUGCUUAUACCGGGGCCUUUGAUGGACCUUUACACAGCCCACCUCCUCCUCCGCCAAGAGAUCCUCUUCCCGACACCCCGCCGCCAGUCCCACUUCGUCCUCCAGAACACUUUAUAAACUGCCCCCUGAACCUCCAGCCUCCACCCCUGGGACGCCUCCACAGAGAGCAGGAUUGGUUCAGAGACUCCAGCACCGUCCCAAACUCUCCCAACACCCCUCCAAGCACUCCAUCCCCGAGAGCACUACGUCGCUGCUGCGGGCUUAGCACCAGUCACAGCAACCUCUUACAGACAGUAGCCCCCCCGGUCCCGCCGCGGCAGAACUCCAGUCCUCAGUUACCUAAACUGCCACCAAAGACUUACAAAAGGGACUUCACCCACCCUCCUUUGCACAGACUAACCUUGUUGGAAAAUACAGAAACCCCGCAAUGACUACAGCCAUGACAGUCCUCGACACUGGAUAGGGAUCAGAAAUGAACUUUUGACAAGCUAUUCUUUAUUUCUUUUUGGUAAUUUAUUUUGAUAUGGCACUGUAUUUCCCCUUGUUUAACCAAGGCACGGCUAAAAGUGCUGCCCGGCGGUGUGACCAGGGAGGGGGUUAACUCCAUUGCUCUUCAACUAAAAGUGCUACUGAUCAAAAACAGCAUGUGCAGGAAUGAACUCCUCGGGGGAGGGACUGUUCUACACACACUACGGCCUUUUAAACACUAAUACAAUGUGUAACUGCCUCAGGAGAAACCUGUCUCAGCUUUGUCUUGGACACACAGUGCUGUACGUUUUUAAUUUUUUUUUUUUUUUUUUAUGUAUACAUACAAACUUUAUUGUUCACACUUGUUUUGCACUGUACCCUCCAACAGACCAAUUCAUUAAAACUGCAGUUCUAUGUACUAAGCCAAAUUGUUCUAUUUGGUCAAAUUAGUGCAUUUUUUUGGAGGGAAGACUUUAUUUAAAGCACUAGUGGCCUUUUUUUCUUUCUUUCUUUCUUUUUUAUUACCAGGACAUACAGUGUCAUUGUAGUCUCUGCGGAUCUUGACAGGUUACAUCAUUCCAUUUGCCCCACUCAGCAAACCAUUCUCAGGAGUGGCAUUAUGACCUCUCGCGCCGUAACAGGGGGGGUUGCAGUGCACCUGUUACCUAUACACCAAGUGGAGGAAGCCAUUUUGUCGCCUGAAGUGGGAAUUUUUAGGCAACUGAGCCGGCGACACCACAACGCUGGGAGAAGUGCGGUUGUUUUUUUGGCAUUGUAGGCCACGUUUUCAAAAAUGGCUCCGUUCACCAAUGUGCUUGCUUUUUACCAGGCAAAGCAUUCGCUGCCCUCGAGUUUCAUUUUUGGACGAUGUCUAUUGAAAAGAGAAAAGAAAAAAAUUGGAUUCCCAAUAAGUGCACUACGUGGUUAUUUGCUCACAAACACUACCUAAGGAAACAAAAAAACACUACUGUUUAUCAAAAGACUAGUAUUAAGCAUGCAGUGUGUUCAAAUGUGCCUUUUUUCCUUUAUUUUAGCAGGUAAAAGCCAGAUUGUGCUCAUAAGUUGCCUUUUUCUGAGAUCAAAGCUAUCUGCCACGAAUGUACAAUUGAAGAACCGCUGUCUAUCCGGUGUGUGUUGGGAACCAAUAGCAGAGGAUAUAAUCUGCAUACAUUUCUUCAGUCGGUCAGUCAUGUUUUCUCUUCUGAAGAACACAAGCAGCCAACAAACUUCAGGCUGUCUCCUUUGUAAUAUGUCCUUGUACAGAACAAAUAAAAUUUGGCAAAAUUGUU
Molecule: messenger RNA, 5907 nt
Organism: Rana temporaria (common frog)
Lineage: Eukaryota; Metazoa; Chordata; Amphibia; Anura; Ranidae
Gene: SOS2
Product: SOS Ras/Rho guanine nucleotide exchange factor 2
Exons: 23
Coding region: 583-4581 (1332 amino acids)
Biological process (GO): positive regulation of GTPase activity; Ras protein signal transduction
Cellular component (GO): plasma membrane
Molecular function (GO): protein heterodimerization activity; guanyl-nucleotide exchange factor activity
Source: RefSeq, a predicted model, not a curated record